This is a messenger RNA of Tupaia belangeri chinensis (Chinese tree shrew), 3181 nucleotides long. RefSeq names its product SH2 domain containing adaptor protein B (gene SHB). The record is from RefSeq and is a predicted model, not a curated record. Lineage: Eukaryota; Metazoa; Chordata; Mammalia; Scandentia; Tupaiidae. Gene Ontology annotation, molecular function: phosphotyrosine residue binding.
CCGGGGAUCCCCCGGGGGGCUCCUGCUCUGGCGGCCGCACUUGGAGCCCGACGGCCUGCGGAGGCAAGAAGCUGCUCAACAAGUGCGCCGCCUCGGCGGCGGAGGAGAGCGGGGCCGGCAAGAAGGACAAGGUGACCAUCGCCGAUGACUACUCGGACCCCUUCGAUGCUAAGAAUGAUCUCAAGAACAAGGCGGGAAAGGGAGAGAGUGCCGGCUACAUGGAGCCCUACGAGGCACAGAGGAUCAUGACAGAAUUCCAGAGGCAGGAAAGUGUCCGGUCCCAGCACAGAGGCAUCCAGUUAUAUGACACCCCUUAUGAACCUGAGGGCCAAAGCGUGGACUCGGACUCAGAGGGCACAGUCAGCCCUCGGCUGCGGGAAAGCAAGCUGCCCCAGGAUGACGACAGGCCUGCCGAUGAGUACGACCAGCCCUGGGAGUGGAACCGGGUCACCAUCCCAGCUCUGGCAGCCCAGUUUAACGGCAACGAGAAGCGGCAGUCAUCCCCCUCGCCCUCACGGGACCGGCGACGCCAGCUUCGUGCUCCAGGAGGAGGCUUCAAGCCUAUCAAACAUGGGAGCCCCGAGUUCUGUGGGAUCUUGGGAGAAAGAGUGGACCCUGCCGUCCCACUGGAGAAGCAAAUAUGGUAUCAUGGAGCCAUCAGCAGAGGAGAUGCCGAGAACCUGCUCCGACUCUGUAAGGAGUGCAGCUACCUUGUCCGGAACAGCCAGACCAGCAAGCACGACUACUCCCUCUCCCUGAAGAGCAACCAGGGCUUUAUGCACAUGAAACUGGCCAAAACCAAAGAGAAGUACAUUCUGGGUCAGAACAGCCCCCCGUUUGACAGCGUCCCGGAAGUCAUCCACUACUACACCACCAGAAAGCUCCCCAUCAAAGGGGCCGAGCACUUGUCCCUCCUCUACCCAGUGGCUGUGCGGACCCUGUGAGCAGCCCGGCCCGGCCCUGCUCGGGGACCGAGCCUGAGAGCCGGCCGCGUCCAGUUCGUGUCGUGCGUAUGGUACUAGCACACCACUGCAUGUCUCUAGAGUGCUGUUGCCACCUCUGGGGGCUGGAGAAGGCCUGGGUAAAGACCGAGGGACGCCUGCACACCCUCCAGCCCCCACCCCCACCCCCUCCUUGAGUUGCUGUGAAUUAAAAUAUUUGCAAAUCCAAAGAGAUGCCUUCCAGGACGGAUGGAGGCGGGGCAGCCCGGCGGGGCGGGACGGGGCGGGGCGGGGGCUCCCUGGGCUGCAUCUCUUUGUUCUCCGGCCUUCGAAUUCACACCUGUGCCAGGGGCCGAGUUUUCCCACGGGCCCCAAGGCUGCUGGGAGCCGAAUGCUGGUGCUAUGAGAGCCCAGGAGGCCCGGGGUCCUACCCACUGUGGUAUGCGUGUGUGUGUGUGUGUGUGUGUGUGUGUCCCUGUGUGAGGGUGCGUGUGAGCACAUACAUGAGAACGUGGUCACGCAGACGAAUAAGCCGCUAUGUGUAGUCACCCAGUGUAAUCAUUAGGAGAGCUUCCAGGAAUCAUUGUGCAGUCAAAAAAAGGAUUCAAUUAUUUAUGAAUAGGGUGUGUAAAUAAAAUAGUCAUUUAAUAUAUAGUCUUCUCCCUUCUGUUAUAUACCACAGGGGGUCCUGAAGGGGCACUGAUCCCACCGCAAGGCAUGCCACCUGGGCCUGUGGAUACCAAGGCCUGGAGGUGGGGUGGGCGGGGCAGUGGUCCCAGUGCAGCAGGCCCUGGGCACCUGAGCUGGGCAUACUGGGACCUGGGCAGAGCAGCAGGCAGACCCGUGAUCAGCUCUGGCAGUGGAGGGUCAGGAGCCUGAAACACAGCCAGCAAUCGGGCAUUCGCUCUGCCUGCAGGAAGGCUUGCUAACCCCCGGGGCACAGUACCGGGCAACUGGGGGGGGGGUGGUCAGGAGCCUCGAACACAGCCAGCAACCGGGCGUUCACUCUGCAUGCAGGCAGGCUGUGCUAACCCCCCGGGCACAGCACCGGGCAACGGCAGGACUCCUCCUGUUAGCUGCCCAGCGCCGCCCUAGGAAGCAUCUACCCUGUGAGGCAGGGGUGGCUCGGAGGAGUCCCUUGUGUGAGUCGCACCGCUCCCAGCAGCAGGGCAGACUUCGCAGCCACAGCCAGUGCCCUUUCCCUGGCUCUGCAUGGCCAGGCUCACCCUGGUCCUCGGGGAGGGCGGCAUCCCUACCUGUCAGGGACCCAGCAGGUCUCUCGUCAUCCACGUCGCCCCCACACAGAUAAAAACACCCAUAUGCUGGCAUGUGUGUACACGGCCACUCUCACCCUGCCCAUGACAGGAGCAGGGGCUCUUCCCUCUGGCUGGCAUCUACCACAGGAGCAGCCAGGCCCCACGCCAUCCUGCCUGCCCGGCUGGUCCAGUGGCCUGGGAGCUGGUGGCUGUCAUCCCAGUACAUGUGGGAGGAGCACGAGCAGCGAGUCUGGUCGUUAGCAGUAGGACACUCAGCUGCCCGGUUCAAGCCCACCGUGGUGACAAGGCCAGGGAGGAGGACUCGGGCCACCUGUAGACCUGGGCAGGACAGGACUAAAUGGCCUGUUCCUACAGGUGGCCACAGGGAUCUCAGUGGUCUGUGGCCAAAGCUGUUCCCUUGGUGACCUUUCAUGCCCAGUCCACCUCUUAGUCAUCCUCCCACAUCCUUGAUUGUUGGUCCAGGCUUCCCCGGCCGACCAUCAUUGCCACAUGGGCUGUGGCCUGGGUCCAGUCUUCAAAGAAGUCAGUCCCGCCUCUUGGUCUGGUUUGUACUUUCCAAAACAUUCUGCGAGCCAAGGGAGCAAGGAGUACCUGGGGGUGUCCCUUUGUUUGGGGGUGGGGAGCAAGCAGUGAACGAGAAAUGAGAGGGGCUGGCACUUGUCCAGGCAGAGGUGAACCCAAGGGAGCCCGUGAGAGAUGGAGGGCUUGGGGAGGCCACUCCCUGGGCCACGGGGGAAUGGUGAGGCCUCACUGGGCACGUUGGGAUUGGCCCACAGUGCAAGGCCUUUCUCUGUACAUGAUCUUCCAGAGCAAUUUUCCCCUCUGAAAAGGCUCUGUUGGGGGCCAAGCCGGGCUGCUUCCCCCUGGCGUUGCCUUCGCUCGCAUCCCAGCCUUCAUCUCGCUGAAGUCUCCCUGGGAAAUCCAACCUCCAGCUUCCCGUAGGGACCACAGCCUUCGAGGAGC